Messenger RNA from Ipomoea nil (Japanese morning glory), 1264 nucleotides. RefSeq names its product NDR1/HIN1-like protein 12. The coding region runs from base 221 to 817 and encodes 198 amino acids. Lineage: Eukaryota; Viridiplantae; Streptophyta; Magnoliopsida; Solanales; Convolvulaceae. The transcript has 2 exons. The record is from RefSeq and is a predicted model, not a curated record. Gene Ontology annotation, cellular component: plasma membrane.
GGCUCUGAUUCCUAGAUUGAGAGGCACAAAGACAAGCUUGAGAAUGGUGUUUUCCUGUUGGUAAAAGAAGAUACUUAUCCUAUACCGCUAUACCUUUCCCUUCAAUUGGAGCCAAGUGCCUUUACUUGUGCCUAACUACUCUCUACUAUCACCUUCCCAAUUUCUUCACUUUCCUGCGGAUGUUGUCAGUCUCCGGCGGCCUGCACCAAUCUCAGCCGCAAUGCAAAAGCCCGUGCUUGAGCCAGAGCGACGCACCAAUCCCUUAAUCUGGUGCGCCGCUUUGAUCUGCACCAUUCUCACCAUAGCCGUGAUCAUCACCGGUUUCGCGGUCUUCGUGGGCUACCUGGUUCUCCGCCCCAAGGUGCCUCAAAUGAGCGUGAGGAGCGCCCGUUUGGAGAGCAUCGACUACGACAUGGCCGGCAUCUUAGCCGUGAAGGUCUCCGUCGUGAUCACCGCCCAGAACGACAACGCGAGAGCCCACGCCAGCUUCUACAAGACCAGCUACGCGCUCAGCUUCGGCGGCGUCAAAGUGGCGUAUCUGAACGCCGAGCCUUUCGACGUCCCCAAGAACAGCUCCCGCGACUUGUACUACCUGGUGGAGUCGACGCCCAUCCCGCUGUCGCCGGAGCAGGGGGAGACGGUGGAGGCGGCGCUGCGGCGGAGCCAAGUGGCGUUUGAUCUUAAAGGGACGUCCAGGACCCGGUGGAGAAUCUGGAGGCUGGGUUCGGUUAAGUUUUGGCUUCACCUUGAUUGUCACCUCAAACUUCCUCUAGAUCGAACCACACUUUACCCAAAAUGCACCACAAAAUCUAGGUAGAUUGUUUAGUCUCUUUCUCCCUCUCUCAAAAUUCCUCAACAAUAAAGGUAAUCUCACUCAAGAUGACAAGACAUUCGCACAUGUAAUCAAGUCACGAAUUUGAAUCCUUGCUCCCUGAUUUGAGCUGAUCAGUCAUAAGUAAUAACUUAAGCUGAUUUACUUUCUUAAAGUUCUUUGUCAGUUAGGGUUACAAGGACAGGAUUUACUCACAUUCCAAAGGGUUAUGGAGUUCCCGUCAUCAAAUAAAAAAAAUCCUCAAGAAUAAAGCAUUGCCAACAGCUUUAAUUUACCUUUUUGUUAUUUAUAUUAUUAAUAAGUUUUUACGGUGCAAUUUGAUAAUAUUGUGCCAUGUUUUUAAAUAAAAGAAGAAUUACAAAUACAUUUUGAUAUCAUUGUAACUUUUAUUUUAUAUCAGAUAAUAAAUGCGAAAGAUCCAAUGAUUUAAUG